Molecule: messenger RNA, 1323 nt
Organism: Penicillium chermesinum
Lineage: Eukaryota; Fungi; Ascomycota; Eurotiomycetes; Eurotiales; Aspergillaceae
Product: Mur ligase
Exons: 5
Coding region: 1-1323 (440 amino acids)
Biological process (GO): tetrahydrofolylpolyglutamate biosynthetic process
Cellular component (GO): cytoplasm; mitochondrion; cytosol
Molecular function (GO): ATP binding; tetrahydrofolylpolyglutamate synthase activity
Source: RefSeq, a predicted model, not a curated record
AUGACAGUUGUGCGCGAAGUCCCAAAAUACCACGAUACUGUGGAAAAGUUGAAUUCAACCCAGUCAGGGUUCAAGGCUCUGCGUGAAAAAAGACUGGGCGGAAGACUUGACAAAGCGACUCUGGAGGAUGUGAGACAAUGGCUUCACCGGGUCGGACACGAUGUCAAUGAUCUGAACCGUCUGAACGUAGUCCAUGUUGCGGGCACCAAGGGCAAAGGGAGCACUUGUGCUUUCGUCAACUCAAUUCUUCAGCGCUACCAACAGUCUGUUGGGAUUCCUCGUAAAAUCGGGCUCUAUACCUCGCCUCAUCUGGUUACAGUGAGAGAGCGAAUCCAAGUCAAUUCGGAGCCGAUCUCAGAGGAGAUGUUUGCCCAGUACUUCUUUGAGGUUUGGGAUGCUCUGGAGUCAAGCGCUAUCAAAGAAGGGCUUGACCCUGCCCGCAAGCCCACCUACUUCCGAUUUCUCACCCUGAUGGCAUUCCACAUCUUCAUACGAGAGGGAAUCGAUGCUGCUGUAAUCGAGGUCGGGGUAGGUGGAGAGCUAGACUCUACGAAUAUCAUUCCCCUGCCAGCAGUGACCGGCAUUACGACCCUUGGGAUCGAUCAUGUUCGUGCGCUUGGCGGUACAAUUGACAAGAUCGCGUGGCAUAAGGCUGGGAUAUUCAAAGCUGGGUCUCCCGCUUUUACAGUGCCCCAGGCCCCCGAGGCUAUGGAAGUGCUGCGUUCGAGAGCAGAGGAAAAAGGCGUCAAGCUGGAUACUCUUGCCAUCCAUCCUGCUCUCUUCGAUAUAAGACUCCGAGUGGCGGAGGAUUUUCAAAGAAAGAAUGCGUCUCUUGCCAUCGCGCUGGCGGCUUCUCUGCUGAAUCGACUCGGUGUUUCGGUUGAUAUCGACUCGGAGCCUCUUCCUCGAGAGUUCAUCGAAGGUCUCGAAAACAUGGUUUGGAGAGGAAGAUGGGAGACUCUCGUAUCAGAUAAACAAGUAUGGCAUCUUGAUGGGGCCCAUACGGAAGACAGUCUCAAACUAUCGACCGCAUGGUUUGCGCGAACUGCGACUCAAAAUCAGCACAAGGAUGGGCCCAGAUCCAUUCCGACGGUGCUCAUAUUCAACCAGCAGUCAACCCGAGAUUCGGAGUCCCUUCUUAGAACUGUCCACGAGACAGCAUAUAACGACUGCGGGAUCGAAUUUCAGCAUGCUGUAUUCUGCACGAAUACCACUUAUAAGGGAAACUCCUGCAAGACCGACUUCGUGAAUCGAAAUGUCGACCCAAAAGAACUUGGGAGCUUAAGUCUGCAGACUCGUAUGGCGGAGGUCUGGCACACCUGA